Phragmites australis (common reed) is the source of this 1642-nucleotide messenger RNA. Its product is annotated as NEDD8-activating enzyme E1 catalytic subunit-like. Gene Ontology annotation, molecular function: NEDD8 activating enzyme activity. The coding region runs from base 91 to 1458 and encodes 455 amino acids. Gene Ontology annotation, cellular component: nucleus; cytoplasm. Gene Ontology annotation, biological process: protein neddylation. The record is from RefSeq and is a predicted model, not a curated record. Lineage: Eukaryota; Viridiplantae; Streptophyta; Magnoliopsida; Poales; Poaceae. The transcript is spliced from 9 exons.
CAAAGCCCGCAGUCCGGCCGCACCUCCCCCUAUUCUUCUACCCCUCCCCUCUCGAAGGCAAGACAAGGCAAUCGCACCGCCGACGCCGAGAUGGCCUCCCCGGACGCGGAGCUACCGGCGCCGACGGAGCCCGAGAGGUGGCGGGACCUCGACAUGCUCCUCUCCCGCCCCGGCAAUCUCGUUGAGGCCACCUUCGACCCCAGCCCCACCCUGCGGGACCUGCUUGGGAGAUUCGUGGAGGUGCUGGUGGUGGGCUCGGGAGGGCUGGGGUGCGAGCUCCUCAAGGACCUCGCCCUAUCCGGGUUCAAGAAGCUGCACGUCAUCGACAUGGACACCAUCGACGUCUCCAACCUCAACCGCCAGUUCUUGUUCAGACUUCAAGAUGUCGGGAAGUCCAAGGCUGAAGUAGCGGCAAAGAGGGUUAUGGAGCGGGUUAGUGGAGUGAACAUUGUGCCCCAUUUUUGCAGGAUUGAAGACAAAGAGAUAGAGUUCUACAGUCAGUUCCACAUAAUUGUGCUUGGUCUUGAUUCCAUUGAAGCUCGAAGCUAUAUCAAUUCUGUGGCUUGUGGUUUCUUAGAGUAUGACUCAAAUGACAAUCCAAUUCCGGAGACAGUUAAACCUAUGGUAGAUGGUGGAACGGAAGGCUUCAAAGGUCAUGCUAGAGUCAUAAUACCGGGGACAACACCUUGCUUUGAGUGCAACAUAUGGCUUUUUCCUCCCCAGGUUAAAUUUCCCUUAUGUACCCUCGCUGAGACUCCAAGAACUGCAGCUCAUUGCAUUGAGUAUGCUCAUUUGAUCAAAUGGGAUGAGGUUCAUCCUGGAAAACCAUUUGAUGCUGAUGAUGCAGAACAUAUGCAGUGGAUUUAUUCAGAGGCUUUAAAGAGAGCAGAGCUUUUUGGUAUUUCUGGUGUUACAUAUUCAUUGACUCAGGGUGUUGUCAAGAAUAUAAUCCCAGCCAUUGCUUCAACGAAUGCAAUUAUAUCUGCUGCUUGUGCAUUGGAAGCCUUCAAGCUUAUUUCUGGGUGCAGCAAAAGUGUGUCAAACUAUCUCACGUACAAUGGUGUUGAAGGAACUCAUAUUAAAGUAACCGAGUUUGUCAGAGACAAAGAUUGCCUUGUAUGUGGGCCUGGUACCCUUAUCGAGCUGGAUACAUCAUCUACUCUUUCAGAGUUCAUCAAAAUGCUUGAAGAGCACCCCAAAUUGCGGAUGUCAAAAGCUAGUGUGACGCACGAAGGCAACAACCUGUACAUGCAGUCACCGGAGGUUCUCGAGCAGAUGACCCGGUCAAACCUGAGCAUUCCCAUGUUUGAGCUCCUUAAAGGAGUCCCAUAUGCGACUGUUCAUGCUACGGGUAUGGCAGAGAACAACGGGAAGAAAGUGUCGUCACUGAGGAAGCUGCGUCUUGCCUUUAAGGGUGCUGAAGAAGCUUCGAAAAUGGAUACGACUGAGACCUCGUGAUGCCAUCAUCGUCAUCAUCAUCUUCUUGUUGCUAGCUAAGUAUCCCAAGAAUGAUGAGUAUUAACCCAAUGUUUUUGACAGUCGGUGUAAUUUUCAAGCAGGCGGAGCUGAAAUCGAAAUGUGCGCUUGAUAAUUCUCCAAGAAGAAAAUAUGCGCUUGGUAAAAUUUUAUCGGUUAACUGAAA